AUGAAUCAGUGUGCACAGGAGCCUGCCUGCACCUGCACACGCUUUUUGGCCUACAUGGCCGAAGAGGCUGAUAUUACUGGAAACCCAGUUUAUGACAACAUCUUGGACAACAUCUGCUUCAGUGAGGAACUUAUAUUACCUGCUGAUGAGACUGAAGAUGAUCAGAUAAGGAAGAAACAGGAAGUGGUGAUGGUGGAUCGGCCAGGUCCCAGCGAGGGUCCGGCGCUCCAGUUUUCCUCCCCUUGGAGUGCAGGGGUUGGAGGCGCGAGCGCCCCCAACGGCGGCCGCGCGUCCCCGCCCUCGGCCCCACCCCGCCGCGGCUGCCCCGGCGCUCGGUCCACACCCCUGCGCGCCGCUCCCGCCCGCUCGGGGAUCCCCGGCAAGCCGCGCCGCCGAGGGGGAGGUGUUCUGCCUGCCGGGAGGGAGACGGCAGGCGGCGUCCCCUUUAAAAGCCGCGAGCGCCGCGCCACGGCGCCGCCGCCGCCGCCGGAGUCCUCGCCCCGCCGCGCCGCUGCGCCCGGCUCGCGCUGCGCCCGCCGCUCCGCUUCCCACACCCGCUGGGGAUUGGCCGCCGCCGGACAUCAGCCGCCGCAGCGACCCCGGGGCGAGCGCCUCGCGGAUUACGGGGGCUCCGAGGCACCCGCGCGCCGCACACCCCGCGCGGGCUGGAGCGCCCGGCCGUGCGCGCCGCUGCGCCGUGGCCUCGGCUGCCCGGGCCGCGCCAGAGCCGAGGACCGGCGCGCAGAGCGACGGGGAGCCGGGAGCCGAGCGCGAGCGCCGCGAUGCCGAUGCCCUCCCGCCGGAGCUCGGGGGCCUGGGACGCGCCGGCCGAGGUGUGAUCGGACUCCAGACUGGCCACAAAGGGCACCACAGCUUGGCCUGGGGGCUAGGCGAGCGAGGGGAGAGCGCGGCCACCCGCCUCGGCGGCCUGGGACUCAGCUCGACUCGCCGGAGAAUGCGCCCGAGGACGCCGGAGCGCCGGAGCCGCGGUGGUUUCAACUGGCUAGCGCUAAUGGGGGCGCGCUGGAGGAAGGCAGAGUGAUGCGGGGGGGCGGCUCGCCCGGCACCGAGAUCGCCGCUGCGCCCUUCCCCGGACCCAGCGUCGCCCAGGAUGGCAGCCCCGAGCCAUGGGCCGCGGCGGAGCUAGCGCGGAGCGCCCGACCCUCGCCCCCCGAGUCCCGGAGCCGGCCCCGCGCCGGGCCCCGCGUCCCGCGGGCGCUGGUUCCUAAGGACGACGAGCACAGCAGCUUUUCCUUUCUCCCUUCCCUUCCCUGCCCCGCACUCCUCCCCCUGCUCGCUGUUGUUGUGUGUCAGCACUUGGCUGGAGACUUCUUGAACUUGCAGGGAGAAUAA
This is a messenger RNA of Equus quagga, 1353 nucleotides long. RefSeq names its product collagen alpha-2(I) chain-like. Bases 1 to 1353 code for a protein of 450 amino acids. The record is from RefSeq and is a predicted model, not a curated record. The transcript has 3 exons. Lineage: Eukaryota; Metazoa; Chordata; Mammalia; Perissodactyla; Equidae.